Molecule: messenger RNA, 2640 nt
Organism: Diplodia corticola
Lineage: Eukaryota; Fungi; Ascomycota; Dothideomycetes; Botryosphaeriales; Botryosphaeriaceae
Product: ccch zinc finger and rrm domain-containing protein
Exons: 5
Coding region: 1-2640 (879 amino acids)
Biological process (GO): mRNA processing
Cellular component (GO): nucleus
Molecular function (GO): metal ion binding; RNA binding
Source: RefSeq, a predicted model, not a curated record
AUGCUCAUCAGCGACGACGACGCCGUAGUGUUGAAGAAAUGGAUUGUCAAGAGGCUGGAAGACAUUAGCUCUGAUGCCGAUUCCGACGUCCUCGCCGACUACGUGCUAGCUCUGGUGAGGACAGAAGGUUCGGAUGAGCAAGUGAAGGCCAAUUGCCUGGAGAACUUGGAGGAUUUCUUGCGCGAUCACACCGAGUCGUUUGUCGACGACGUCUUCAACACCAUUCGCACGAAAUCGUACCUCCCAAACGACGCACCUCAGCAAACGCAAGCCGAGUCCCAGCCUUUCAACCCGCCCAGCGGUCCCGCCAACGGUAAUAGACGCCCAAGCGCACAAUUUCAGAACGGCUUUCAUGACAACAAUGCAGAUCAAUCGCGCAAGCGGGCAUGGGGAGAUAGGGCAGGUAGCGAACAGCGCGAUGGCCAGGACUCUCACUAUGGCCGCGGCGCCGGUGGAGACAGGGCCAUCAAGCAGAUGCGCAGAGGGAACCACCAGGGUGGAGGUGGCCGGGGAGGUCGUCACGGAGGAGACAUGGGCAUUGCGGGCCUGCCAGGCGCCGGACAGGCGGCCAUGCAGGCCAUGCAGCACAUGUCGCAAAUGCCCAAUCUCCCGCAGGGCUUCCCGCAGGUCGACCCGAACAACCCGAUGAGCGCACUCAUUGCCAUGCAGGCGUUGGGCUUCCCUCUGCCGGGAAUGCCGCAGCUGGGCAUGGGCGCGCCGAACAGCUUCGGCCAGAGCGGGUUCCCUCACGCGGGCUCGCCGCCGCCGCGGAAGAUUGGGGAGAGGUGUCGCGACUACGACACCAAAGGCUUUUGCGCACUAGGCAGCGCGUGUCCGUACGAGCACGGCACAGACCCGAUUAUCGUGCCUACCGAUGGUGGGAUUGACCCCAGUCCGCUCUACCAGGCUCGCUUUGGAUCUCCGGCGUCACUACGAUGGCCGGGACAGGCGUUGCCUCUCAGAUCCCGAUUUGCUAACCGCAACGUUCCAGAAUACGACCCGAAAAACGCCGCGAUCGACACGGACCGCAGAGCCAACGGCCACGGCGACCGCCGUCAUCACGAGAGGGGCCGUGGAGGCAGAGGGCGUGGCCGCGGCGAGGGCGGCCGUCGCGGAGGUCGCGCCCAUUUCUCACAGGCAGGCCCCAACCACGAUCGCUCCAUCACGACCAUCGUCGUCGAAAACAUCCCCGAAGACAAGUUCUCCGACGACGCCGUGCGCGAGUUCUUUUCCGAGUUUGGCAACAUCGAGGAGGUCACGAUGCAGGCCUACAAGCGCCUCGCGCUGGUCAAGUACGACGACUACUCGUCCGCCCGCAGGGCGUACGACAGCCCCAAGGUCAUCUUCGACAAUCGCUUCGUCAAGGUGUACUGGUUCAAGCCGGACCAGCACUCGGAUGCUGCCAAUGGCGGCGGCGGCGGCGCGAACGGCAGGCGCGGCGGCAGCGAAGGCGGCGCGAAGAAGGAGGACGAGGAGAUGAUGGACAUGGAGGAGAUCAAGCGGAGGCAGGAGGAGGCGCAAAAGGCGCACGAGGAGAAGCAGCAGAAGCUCAAGGAAGCGGAGGCGAAGAAGGCGGAGCUGGACGCCAAGGUGAAGGCGCAGGCCGAGGAACGCAAGAAGCUGCUGGAGAAGCUGGCGGCGAAGACGGCGGCGAACAAGAAGGCCGGAGACUCGCCCAGCUCGCCGACGAUAAAGGGCGGCGACGCGGACGGCAAGUCGUCGGAGGGGUCGGAAUCGAUGACGGACGCCAACGCCAACGGGAACGCGGACGAGAAGAGGGACAGCUCGCAGACGGAGGCGUUGAAGCUGAAGCUCGCGCAGCUGGAGGCAGAAGCGGAGAGCAUGGGCAUCAACCCGAACGACCCCAACUACGGCGGCGCAAACACGGGGUAUCGCGGUCGCGGCGGUAGGGGCUCUUUCCGCGGACGUGGCGGCUGGGCGCCUCGCGGGCGCGGCGGCUACGACCCCUCGUCCAGAGGCGGUGGCGGGUACCGCGGCCGUGGUGGUUACGGCGGCAUGCCCAGAGGCGGUGCCGUCAAGCGUCUGGACUUUAGGCCGCGGAGAGUCGUCGUCAAGAUCGGUAACGGCGAGGAGGAAUGGACGCCCGACAGGGACGAGGCGCUGCGGAGUCACCUUUUCAACAAUUACGAAUCCGACAGCAUCGACGCGUACCCGGAAGGCGGCAAGAACGCCAUGGUCGUCUCGUUCAAGGAACGCUACAUCGCCGAGAACACCACUCUGACUGACAACAUCCGCUCCGCGCACACCAAAAACACACAGUUCAUCGCCCACUCCCAAGACAUCCCUUCCAUCGGCCGCGUCCAGCUCUCGUGGGCGCCCAACCCGCCAUCCUCGGCCGCAUAUUCCCCCCAGGUACUUAAGCUUGAACAACAACAACAAUCGGGCUUCUCGUCGUCGUCGAAGCCCGGAUCGUCGGUGGCUGAUGAUGACAAUGGCGAUGAGGACGCGAGUAUGGGGGAGGCGGGGAGUGCUGUUGGCGCGGUGGGCAGCAGCGGUGGUGGUGGUGGUGGUGGUGCGGGUGGUGGUGGUGGUGCUGGGGCUGGGGCUGGGGCUGGGGCUGGGGCUGGGGCCGAGGAGUUCGACGUCGCGGAUGAUGAGGAUCGGUGGAUGGCUGCUUGA